Molecule: messenger RNA, 2386 nt
Organism: Spirodela intermedia
Lineage: Eukaryota; Viridiplantae; Streptophyta; Magnoliopsida; Alismatales; Araceae
Source: the annotation of a GenBank genome assembly
AUGGUUACUGUAAACUUGGGAAUCCUCCAUUAUGUAUUAGAUCACGUCUAUGGGGCGCUUGUUCAUCGUAACCGAUUGACUACACCCUUCUUUUCAAGGGGAUGGGGGGGAAGCAAGCUUGAUCUUCUGGAGAGUAUGAUCAAACAACUGUUCCCAGAAAUCAUUUGCCAGGAAACCCCCAGUUUGGUCCAGCCCCUUUGGCGAACUGUUUGGGAAUCAAGAAAUUCUUGUCUGAGGGAGGGUGUCUUUAGGACACCAUGCAGUGAGGAACUCAUGAGCGCUCUGCCUCCUGAAAGUCUCAAUGCAAGGGUUGCUUUUCUUGCGCCAAAGUUUGUCCAGCCACAGAAGAUGGCCUGUGUAGUUCAUCUGGCAGGUAUUGGACGCCAUUAACCAGCUUUUCAUCACUUAUUUUUCAUCUUUCAUUUUAAGAAAUAAAAGCGACAAUUCAGAUUUUUCUUGUUGUCUUUAAAGGAGCAUUCAAUCAUAUCUGUCUCAUACUCGCUUCAUUUUUUUAAUGAAUGAGUUAUCCAAUGGAUGUCGAUCAAAUAUGUUUAUAUUGAAAUAUAAUAAUUCUUAAUUACUUUACCACUGCUGAAGUUUUCUUGAAGAAUAGCCCUUGACUGUAGUUCUUAUGAAGCCAGCUGAAGAUGUGUACUUGCUCUUGUGGUAUUUCUUUGCUUGUUUUAUAUUCAUGCCAUGUGAAUGAUGCUCAUCAGAAGCUUCCAUCAUUGGAUGUCAAGCAAGGGACACAUUUGUUGUAAUAGUUGCAGCUAAAGGUAGAGGAUUAUACCAUAAGUAACAAUCCUGUUUCAGAGGGGAAUAAAGAAGUGAACAUGUGAAGCUUGCUUAAGCUUUCUUUCGAAAAUCUAUUUGGCUAAAUGCAUCGCUGCGUUUUGUCUCAUAUUUGCCUCUGGUGAUGCUUUUAUCUUGGGAAUUAGGUUACUUUUAUGUGAUCCAUGUAUUCAACUUGCACUGAAACUGUGCUUUUAUUUGAAAAUUUCAGGCACAGGCGACCACUCAUUUGAGCGUAGGCUACGCCUUGGUGGGCCAUUAUUGAAGGAUAACAUUGCUACCAUGGUUCUUGAGAGGUGAAGAAUACCCGUUCUGUUUUGUCGCAUAGAUGGAUACAGUUUCCGUGUUGUUGUAGCUACUUAAAUAUUAUUGAAUGUGCCGCAGCCCAUUCUAUGGACAACGACGUCCUAGACUGCAGCGUGGGGCAAAGCUACUCUGUGUGAGUGACUUGCUAUUGCUAGGAAGAGCCACCAUUGAGGAAGCAAGAUCUCUGUUGCACUGGUUGGAAACUGAGGCUGGUUUUGGCAAGACUGGUGUUUGUGGCCUUAGCAUGGGUAACUAAAAUAGUUCAUGUUCCCUUUUAACGAUUGCGUUAAGAACACAGUUAGAGUUACGAUCCCUAAAAUUCAUUACUCUUACUUCCUCUAUUCUCAAUCUCUCUAGUUUUGGGUUUUUUUCUCGCUAUAUUCUACCAGUAUUUCUAACAAGCGUUUCAAUACUAUAUUGAACCACCUAGUUGGGCCAGAUAUCGGCUGCUAGUGCUAUGUUCUGUAUUAACCUGUGGUAUUUCCUGUCUCAGUGGCAAUAUCCAACCAUCCCUAAGUUUUAUCUGUCAUGCUCCUGUUUUAGGGGGAGUGCAUGCAGCAAUGGUUGGAUCUCUUCACCCUACACCAGUCGCCACACUACCCUUCCUCUCUCCCCACUCUGCAGAAGUGGCUUUUUGUGAAGGAAUCCUGAAACACGCCACUGCUUGGGAGGCGCUGAGAGAAGAUGCGACACAAGCAGCUACAAUGACGCUAGAACAAGUGAGGGAGCGGAUGCGAUCGGUUUUGUCACUGACAGAUGUGACUCGCUUUCCGGUACCCAAGAUUCCUCAGGCGGUCAUAUUCGUUGCAGCCACUGUAAGUCCAAAAAUCUUACUUCACUAAAUUGAGCCUAUUUAUAUCAGCAUAUAUAAGUCUAAUAAUUUUAUAAGCCUGUUGACUUUAUUUAGAAGCUUUGUUCGUUUGGGUUUGCUAGCUGCUAUUCAUCUUCUUCCUUGUUUAUUACCUAUAAGUCAAAAGCAUACUUUGUGGAGGGAAUAUAGACGCCAUACACCAAUACUUCCUUCUGACACAGCUGCCGCAUCCUCUAAAAACCCAUCUGCAGAUGUUCCAACAUCUUCAUGAAAACCCAUAUGACAUUAAACCUAUUCUGGCUGUAGGACGAUGGGUACAUCCCUAGACACUCUGUCAUGGAACUCCAGAAAGCUUGGCCCGGUUCUGAAGUUAGGUGGGUCACAGGUGGCCAUGUCUCAUCGUUUCUAUUCCACAACGACGCCUUCCGCAAGGCGAUCAUUGACUCUCUGGACAGACUGGAGUGGAGAGAACCCUGA